Mesorhabditis spiculigera is the source of this 3495-nucleotide messenger RNA. Lineage: Eukaryota; Metazoa; Nematoda; Chromadorea; Rhabditida; Rhabditidae. The record is from the annotation of a GenBank genome assembly.
AUGUCACAACCGUAUUCGCUGGGGUUGGAUGAGUCACGGGGUCGACCAUUGUUGAGUGUAUGCGCCGGUGCUGCUCAUGCAUUAGCCUCAACAGCGCUUCUUGUGCGGCAGCAGAGUCUUGAUGAGCCGUCAGAUCGUGGAACCGGUGAUGCCCACCUAGGCGAUGUUCUCCAGAAAAGGGAGCGAGCGAAGGCUCUUAUUCGCCAAGGAUCGAUGGAGGGAUUUGACAAAAAGAAGAAGACUGAUGAAGGUGAUCAUCGGAAGAAGAUUAAGAACAAUAUGAUCAGCCAUUUGGGUGGACUGCUUGCUGUCGAAGGCAAUGAUGCAAAUGCCCUUCGCGUUGUGCUCAGCAAAAAUGCUUUUGAUGUUAACGCAAAAUUGUCAAAUUGCCUCUACGCCGAGUACAAAACAAAAUGGACCCUCCUUGAUGUCGCCCUCCUGCUCGGCCAUCGUGAAUGCGCAGAGCUGCUGAUCACUAACGGUGCCCAAGAGAACAUCCUCACUCAUUUGGGAACUUAUCAACCCGAGUUUUUGGCCCUCUACUGUCGACUUUCGAUAUUUGUUGAAUAUUUUAUGAUGAUCAGCCAACAUGAGCAACGAAAAAGCAUGCUUGAAAACGACGCUAAAGUCUACCAAAAGCAAUACGAAGUCCUUGCCGGUUUUCAGAAAUCAUUGGAGGAUGUGUGGAAGAAUGCGCGAUGGAUUAGUCGAAUCGCGUCAACGGCUAGGGACAAGAAUAGUACACAUAUGGCCGUGCCGUUGUGUCGCUUGAUGGCACCUCUACAUGCUGGAUCAAGUGAAGAUGUGGCUGAUGUUGGGUAUCAUAGUGAUCAGAGCACCGACAAAACGGAUUGUGGACUGCUUGCUGUCGAAGGCAAUGAUGCAAAUGCCCUUCGCGUUGUGCUCAGCAAAAAUGCUUUUGAUGUUAACGCAAAAUUGUCAAAUUGCCUCUACGCCGAGUACAAAACAAAAUGGACCCUCCUUGAUGUCGCCCUCCUGCUCGGCCAUCGUGAAUGCGCAGAGCUGCUGAUCACUAACGGUGCCCAAGAGAACAUCCUCAUGAACUCCUUUGCCAAACGCAGUGAAGCCGUAAAGGAAGCUGUUGAUAGUACGAAAGGCAGGAUGAGUGCGCUUCGGGCGGGACCACCUUCGAAGGAUACCGACAAGCAACUCAAACUCCUGACAGUCCACUGUGAGCUUCUCCAUAAAAUGGGACACCACGUCGGAGCAGAAGUACUCCCUGGACCCGCCGAGGAUGUCGAGGCGCAAGUAACCGGGCCUUACGAAGUUACCGUAUACUUCCAUGCACCCUCCAACUUUGAGACCGCUAUUGUAAAAUAUAAAGUUGAAUGGUGCGCUUCUCCGGCCUUUGACGGGCAUAUCGACAGCUGGGAAGAGACAAAUAUGACAAAACUGCCUGUCAAGAUUGGAAAUUUAGAAAAAGCGGGGAAUAUUUUUGGGUAUGGCCCGCCCGUUUCAGCGAAUCCAGCUGUUGUGAUGCUUUCAAGUUGGGAAGAUGUGGAGGGUCCAAAAGACGGUCGUCAUGAACACAUGGCUUCAAUAUCAGCCAUCAGCGAUCAAAUUGAUAAACAUAGGAAUUCAUUGGUUUGGCAAAGAGUAUUCCCGAGCAACGAUGCCAAUGGCAAGAAACGACGAACCGGCCUAAAAGAGCUCUUCACAGCAAGCUCUAAAUUUUCUAAAAACUUGCAGAGGGGUUGUUACUUGGCGACUAUUAUUUAUACGGAAGGAAAACUGGCAUGCACUGUAGAUGAUUGUUUACCAAUUAUUGAAGUGGAUGAAAGCAUCACAACUGUGAAUCGAGACGAUUUCCAUUGGUUGAUGAAGCUUUCGGUGUGUUGGGAUCAGCUGCCAGUUUUACUUGAUUAUAACCAAAAUGCCUAUUCAAACACAAAUUCGUUGAACUUCCGAGCCAAACUCAUUGCGGCUGCACAAUCCAUGCACAGUGCGCUUGGGCUAAAAGAUAUCGGCCGGCUCUAUCAGCAACCAAUAGUGCAUGAAAAUUGCAUAUUCUUGGUAACUGUCCGAUUCGUUACGGAUAUGUCUUAUGUCCAAGCAUUAACUCUACGAUGGAUGUCUUUUGAUAAGCUGCUUCGAAAGAAGACGCCCUGUACAGCACUCGAUGCCCUAAACAAAAACAUCGUCACCGUCAUGAAUUUUUUUGAAGCCUGCCAAAUCUCUUUGAAGCGUGGACUUUACCUCGGAUAUUUAAAACUACAAUCGGCGAUAAAUUGCGCCAGAGUGGUCGUCCCUGAUUCGCUACCUACCGUACUACCAUUCGUAAAAGUACGCGACAAUCCACAUGUGACGGAAGAAGAAUGGAAUUGGAUAAAGGCAAUCGAUCAAAACGAAGCCAUCGACCCAAGCGAGUUCCAAAAAACAAUGCACAGCCAAUUAUGCAAUGCAUCCAACGCAUUAUUGCAAGAUCUGGAUGUGGAUCCGGAUUUGGUGCCCGGGCAUCGAUUGUAUCGGGCUGAAGUUUUGCAGCCGCAUGCUGAUGUCUCUAUUAUUUUAUUGCUCCCAAAACCGGAAGAAGUCUGCGCUGCUCCCACGGGCUCUCCAGGGCAUGGUGAAUUUGUCGAAUCCCGACGGGGCUGCUACAGCCUGCCGAUUCCGGUUUUUGAAAUUGCUCAUUUGGGAACUUAUCAACCCGAGUUUUUGGCCCUCUACUGUCGACUUUCGAUAUUUGUUGAAUAUUUUAUGAUGAUCAGCCAACAUGAGCAACGAAAAAGCAUGCUUGAAAACGACGCAAAAGUCUACCAAAAGCAAUACGAAGUCCUUGCCGGUUUCAGUCGAAUCGCGUCAACGGCUAGGGACAAGAAUAGUACACAUAUGGCCGUGCCGUUGUGUCGCUUGAUGGCACCUCUACAUGCUGGAUCAAGUGAAGAUGUGGCUGAUGUUGGGUAUCAUAGUGAUCAGAGCACCGACAAAACGGAUUGUGAUCGACCCGUUGCUCGUGUUCGCCCACAGUCUCAUGCUGGAUCCCCUAGAAUUGGGGCAAAAAUUCUCGAUAUCGAACCACUACAACUUUCCCGAAAUCGCCCAUCAACCAUCCAGCCAGUCACCUCAAGCACCGUUUGUAAAGUGCCGGGCUCCCCAGGCUCUCACUCACUAGACUCGAGAAAGCACAUCCCAUCAAGUUGCCACAUCAAAAUCUUCGCAGCCUAUGACUGUGGCUUGCCGGAAGGGACAUCAGUUCGAUUGUCAAUUUCUCCAAACACGACUAGCAUGGAAGUCGUCUCCUACGUCGUGGAGCAAUUAGCCAAGGCGGCUGCAAAAGUCAAGAGGCUUGAUGACGUGGAUCUGCCGGAUGCGAAUGAUUUUUGUCUUGCAUCGGUUGUGGGGGCGAAAGAAAAACGAUUAAAGGAAGACCACCCAGUUUUACGGCUUCAGCCACCAUGGUCAAAAGGAAAACUGUUCGUGCGGCGGAAGGAUACAAUCCUCGCCGCCAUCUACUACGGAAAUGAAUCCUACGUG